Molecule: messenger RNA, 1973 nt
Organism: Arabidopsis thaliana (thale cress)
Lineage: Eukaryota; Viridiplantae; Streptophyta; Magnoliopsida; Brassicales; Brassicaceae
Product: HCP-like superfamily protein
Exons: 7
Coding region: 1-1890 (629 amino acids)
Biological process (GO): ERAD pathway
Source: RefSeq, marked reviewed
AUGAGAGUCUCAGGCCAGAGUAUCAUAGCCAUAUCUCUAUUCACACUCUCACUCUACAUCCAUCGUGUUCAAGCCCGUCCCUUCGUUCUCGUUCUCUCCAACGAAGAUCUCAACGGAGGUUUUAAUGAUAACGGCGCCUACGAAUCCUCCGAUUUCGAUGAGUUUGGUGAAUCCGAACCCAAAUCCGAAGAGGAGCUUGAUCCCGGUUCAUGGCGUCGAAUCUUCGAGACAAAUGAGUCCACCGUCCACGCCUCUGCGUCGCCGCAGUAUUACUCCGGACUCCACAAAAUUCUCUCGGCUGCGAGUGAAGGAAACACUACAUUGAUGGAGGAAGCGGUUUCAGAGAUAGAUUCGUCUGCCUCGUCAGGAGAUCCACACGCACAAUCAGUGAUGGGGUUCGUAUACGGGAUUGGGAUGAUGCGUGAGACGAGCCGAAGCAAAUCGAUUUUGCAUCAUCAUUUCGCGGCUGCGGGAGGAAAUAUGCAGUCUAAAAUGGCACUUGCUUUUAGAUAUCUAAGACAAAAUAUGUAUGAUAAAGCUGUUGAGUUAUAUGCUGAACUAGCAGAGACAGCAGUGAAUAGCUUUUUGAUAUCCAAGGAUUCUCCAAUGGCUGAGCCAGUUAGAAUCCACAUUGGAACAGAGGAGAAUAAAGAUGCACUAAGGAAGUCACGAGGGGAGGAAGAUGAGGAUUUUCAGAUAUUGGAAUACCAGGCAGAGAAAGGGAAUUCUGUAGCAAUGCACAAAAUUGGACUGUUUUAUUACUUUGGUUUGAGAGGAUUAAGGCGUGAUCACGCUAAGGCGUUGUAUUGGUUUUCGAAGGCGGAGUUUAAUGGCCUUGGUUACUUGUAUGUCAAAGGCUAUGGAGUAGAUAAGAGAAACUACACUAAGGCGAGAGAAUACUUUGAGAUGGCUGCUAAUAAUGAAGAUCCUAGCGGGCAUUAUAACCUUGGAGUGUUGUAUCUUAAAGGCACUGGAGUCAAGAAGGAUGUGAGGCAUGCAACCAAAUAUUUCUUUGUUGCUGCCAAUGCUGGUCAACCAAAGGCUUUUUAUCAACUCGCCAAGAUGUUCCAUACAGGCGUUGGACUUACAAAGAACUUGGAAAUGGCGACAACUUUUUAUAAGCUAGUAGCAGAAAGAGGACCAUGGAGUUCUCUCUCUAGAUGGGCUCUUGAAGCUUACUUGAAAGGUGAUGUGGGAAAGGCUUUUAUAUUGUAUUCGAGAAUGUCAGAGCUCGGUUAUGAAGUAGCACAAAGUAAUGCUGCCUGGAUCGUCGAUAAAUACGGGGAAAGAAGCAUGUGCAUGGGAGUGUAUGGGUUUUGCACAGAUAAGGAGAGGCACGAUCGGGCUCAUUCUUUGUGGUGGCGUGCCUCUGAACAGGGAAACGAACAUGCUGCAUUGCUUAUUGGAGAUGCAUAUUACUACGGUCGGGGUACAGAGAGGGAUUUCGUGCGUGCAGCAGAGGCGUACAUGUAUGCUAAAUCUCAAUCAAAUGCGCAAGCAAUGUUCAACCUCGGUUACAUGCAUGAGCAUGGAGAAGGUCUUCCUUUUGAUCUCCAUCUUGCUAAACGUUACUACGACCAGGCCCUCCAGAGCGAUACUGCUGCCAAAUUGCCCGUCACGCUUGCUCUUGCGAGUGUAUGGGUCCGCAGAAACUAUGCUGAUACUGCCCUGGUGCAAGUACUGAAUUCCUUACCAGAAGUGCAUCAAAAGGUGGUGGAAUGGGUAGAGAAUGGGAUGUUGGAAGAAGGUAAUGCGACCAUACUAACUCUUUUCCUUUGUCUAAUAACCGUUAUAUAUCUCCGGGGGAGACAACGUAGACAAGUGGUUUUGGAUCCCGUUGGUGCUAACGUGGCACAGCCCCUCGCUGCCCCAGUAGCAUUUCCCCAGUAAUGGCUGAACCAGAUGAAUCAAGAGAGCACACAAUCACCAGAGAGCCCAGAAAUUUUCUGUACAGGUUCCAACUUAGUUCCAUA